GAGAAAAGCAGCAUUUCCUCUCCAUACACAACAGGAACUCCAUGUGGUGGAAAAGCACAAUAAUUUGACACCAAAAAUUUUCCUCCAAAAUCUUGUUCUUUGAGUGAACGUUUGAUUAGAACAAAAAGAAAAAGAAUAAGACAGAGGAAAAAUGGCUCAAUUUGGGACAACACAGAAAUGCAAGGCCUGCGACAAAACUGUGCAUUUCGUCGAGAUGAUGUCCGCCGAUGGAGUCCCUUAUCACAAGUCUUGCUUCAAAUGUAGCCAUUGCAACGGACGUCUUGCGAUGAGCAACUACUCUGCUAUGGAUGGACAACUAUACUGCAAGCCUCACUUUGAACAGCUCUUCAAAGAGAGUGCUGGCUUCACUUCUAAGAAGUUCCAACCACCGAAGCAAGGAGAAACGAAUAAGAAUGCCAGUAAAGUCUCCUCAUUCUUUUCUGGCACCCAAGACAAAUGUGCUGUCUGCGCCAAGACAGUCUACCCACUGGAGAAGGUAACAAUGGAGGGUGAAUUCUACCACAAGUCAUGCUUCAAGUGCGCUCACGGAGGUUGCCUCCUUACAACCUCGUCGUACGCUGCAUUGGACGGGAUCCUCUACUGCAAGCCCCAUUUUGCUCAGCUCUUCAAGGAGAAGGGCAGCUACAAUCAUCUCACCACCACUGCUAACAGCAGGAAGAAUAGUGCUGAGGCGAUCGAUUUGGACACGACGACGGCCGACGACUCUCCACAACCACCCACCACGCCCGUCGAGCUUGCACAAGAGACAUAGAUGUUUCUUGCAGAUGGAAUCCUCAACGUUAAAUUUUCCUUUAUGCUAAAAUUAAAUUUUUUUACAUAGUUUUACAGGUGUUCCAUAAGAUAAUAAAAUUGUUGUUUUAUUUACU
This is a messenger RNA of Sesamum indicum (sesame), 887 nucleotides long. RefSeq names its product LIM domain-containing protein WLIM2b. NCBI's taxonomy places the organism in Eukaryota, Viridiplantae, Streptophyta, Magnoliopsida, Lamiales, Pedaliaceae. The record is from RefSeq and is a predicted model, not a curated record.